Messenger RNA from Passer domesticus (house sparrow), 1532 nucleotides. RefSeq lists its product as uncharacterized. The record is from RefSeq and is a predicted model, not a curated record. NCBI's taxonomy places the organism in Eukaryota, Metazoa, Chordata, Aves, Passeriformes, Passeridae. Bases 1 to 789 code for a protein of 262 amino acids. The transcript has 11 exons.
AUGGCUACUGUCCUGCUCAGUUUCAUCAUUGCGCACGACAGUGUGUCCUCAGACAGCCGUGGUGUCAGCAGGGUUUGGUUGGGUUCCUCAGCCCCAGGGCCCUGCAGCACCUCUGGGUGCUCGGCCUCCUCCUCCUCAGCACUCACCCCCUGCCCUUUUCCCACGAGGUCUGGCUUUCCUCAGCCACCUGGCAGUGAUGUGGCUGCUCCUGACAGCCUGCCCUUAUCAGGAGCAUGUUUUGCAUUAAUUUCAGCCUCUUCACAGCGUGCCUGCCUCUGUGGGAACGCGGCCCGCGGGUGGAGAGCGUCCGUCUCCUUCAGCCACGCUCGGUGCCGCCUCAGCGGGAGCAGGCAAAGGUGGAAGCAGAAAUGGUGGCCAGAGGUUGUCCUGGGAAGAUUUCAGUGUGGAGCAUGGAAAACCACCCUGCUGCCAGGCACAAGAUGCAGAGUUCUUAGUCAUGAGCCCCAGAUGUUUGGGAAAACAGGAGAAGGACCCCCCUCCUCUGAAACUCUGACAGUCACAGGCAGUAGAAGCAAGCAAAGCUUGCUAUCAGCCAUGGGAAUUUACAAGCUUUCCAACAAGACUGAAGAAAUCCAGGAAACCACAAUGACAGAUCCACUUGAAACAACCAUUUCAUUGCCGCUGCAGUGCCUUGCCUGCUCCAUCCCUGGGUUGGUUUCUGUUGCUGGGACAGGAAACAUCUUUUUUGUCAAGGAGAGGGUUAGUGGGGAGAAGCAUCUUUGUCCCCCCACUGUACUGGGAGGUGUUUCUGGGUGGUUCAGUGUGUGAGAAGGGCUCCAGAUCACUUCUGUUGCUUUCCCUAUCAUAGCAUUUUUGUGAGAAUCCAUGAUAUUUCCAGUGACUUGGUCCUUUGCUACCCUUUGAGCACAGCCCAGACCUUUGAGAAUACUCUACCAAGAUGAAGAAAAAGAAUCAUUCCAAUGGGUAUUUCAGAGAUUCUGCUGGCAGGUGCUUUUCUGCUUCAACACAGGCUCAAUCCUGACAUGACUGUUGACUUCAGUAAAGGUGUGAUUGCAGAAGGGAUCAGUCUGGUCUGACACCUCAAAUUACAGAAGCCCAGUGGGAAGGGAGGAAGAGUUAAAUGGAUGUCACUUUAGGGGCAGCACUACUGGGAAGCAGCAGGAAUCCUCCUGCAAGAGAUGAGGAUUCAUGUCAGGAUGACACUGCUGAGGAUUCAGAUAGGUACAUCAACACAGACAAGCCUCUACACUCUGUGAAUCUCUCAUGAACAAGGCCUUACCCCAUUCAUUGUCUUAGGAAACAGUCCUGCUGGCUUCAGAAACAUCAGAAUAAGCUUCUGUUUUUCCAGCUUUACAUAUUACAUUGCUGAAGCGUUUGAUGAAUGGGAUGCUGUGCAGCUGAAAGAUCACACGUCUCAAAUGGCUCACUUGGCGUUCUCAGACUGAACUGACUGGCAGAGUUGCAGCUCUCUGACAAGGAGAAUGGCUGCUUUUCUCUCAGAAGAGCACUGUAACUCUUAAAUGCAAUAUAAAGGCAAGAUAUUAUAUACA